Parnassius apollo (apollo) is the source of this 702-nucleotide messenger RNA. The record is from the annotation of a GenBank genome assembly. NCBI's taxonomy places the organism in Eukaryota, Metazoa, Arthropoda, Insecta, Lepidoptera, Papilionidae.
AUGAAUUACCGGAGAGGAUUGGCCGAUGGUGAGUCGGCGUUGUUUAACUUUAACGAGUCAGAUUUCGAAGACAUUGAUGAUGAGGAGGAGGAAAACUUUUCUACAGUGCAGGAAGACAUUCCUGAAGAAGUAUUGCCCCGGUCACCUGAUGGUAGUGAGUGGGAAUCUUCAGACGAAGAGCCGCUUGUUUCAGUACAGCGAGUUAGGAGAUUAACAAAUCGACCGCUGCGAUGGGAUCAUACAAAUAACUUCCAGAGUUCUCCAAGCAAUAUUUAUGAGGAUCCACCAUUAGUUGAACCAACAAUCUGCAAACCUUCCCAUGAAUACUUUUGCCAUUACAUCAAACCUGAAUUCUUCGAGCAAAUGUCACACUGUACUAAUAUUUGCAGCACCUAUAGAACUGGAAGAUCUUUAAAUACAAAUUUAGAAGAAAUGCGAACUUUUGUAGGCGUUUCAAUGGUUAUGGGUAAAUGUAAAAUGAAGCAGGUCGUAAGGGGAAAACCGAAUCCUGAAGGAAUCAAAGUUUUUUUAUUAGCGAAUCCUAAUGGCCUUCCUUUGGACUUGUAUUUAUAUCAAGGAGGGGGGACCACUGUGGAGUCAGCACUUCAUCCAAUGCCAGAGAAACUUGAUCUUGGCGGUCGAGUUGUGUUGAAACUCGUAGACACCUUACCUAAACAUUCUUCAAUCUACAUUGAUAGAUAA